Molecule: messenger RNA, 1038 nt
Organism: Coniosporium apollinis CBS 100218
Lineage: Eukaryota; Fungi; Ascomycota; Dothideomycetes
Exons: 3
Coding region: 1-1038 (345 amino acids)
Biological process (GO): nucleosome assembly
Cellular component (GO): chromatin; nucleus
Molecular function (GO): chromatin binding; histone binding
Source: RefSeq, a predicted model, not a curated record
AUGGCAGCACCCACAGACGCGCCCACCGCACCCACAUACGAAGAGCUCAUCGCCCUCGAGCAAGACUUUGACGACGUAGACCUCGAGAUUCUCCGCCAACAAUCCCGCCUCUCCGAACCCCUCUACAGCAAACGCGCCGCCCUCGUCUCCCAAAUCCCGCACUUCUGGCCUCUCGUCCUCGAGCAAUCUCCCCCCGAACUCGACACCUUCAUCCAGCCGUCCGACUCCGCGCUCUUCGCCGACUGCCUCACCGCCAUCCACGUCGAGCGCUUUGAGCUAGACACGUCACCACGCAGCAUCGCGCUCAAGUUCGAGUUUGCGCCGAACGAGUACUUCGAGGAUGCGGUGCUGGAGAAGAAGUUUUGGUAUCGGCGCAGCAAGGCCGGGUGGGCGGGGCUGGUGAGCGAGCCGGUCAAGAUCCGCUGGAAGAAGGGCAAGGAUCUUACGAAGGGGCUCACGGAUGCGGCGGUUGCGUUGUGGGAGGCGCGUCAGAAGGUGGCUGAUACGACGGCGGUGAAUGGGAAGGAGACUGCGAAUGAUAAGGGCAAGGGCAAGAAGGCGGGGCAGCUGCCGGAGUACACAGCGCUGGCGCGGAAACUGGAAGCGAAUGACCCCAGUGGGGCAAGCUUCUUUUGCUUCUUCGGGUUCGUGGGCGCGAAGAGGUGGAUCAGUGCUGAGGAGAAUGUGGAGGCGAUGAGGGAGGAGCGGGAGCGGAGGGAAAGGCGGAGGAGAGGAGAGAAGGUUGAGGAAGAGGAGAUGGAUGAAGAAGAGAAGGUGGAUGAAGAAGAGGACCAGGCUGAUGUGGAGAUCUUUGCGGGGGGUGACGAGGUCGCCAAUGUCAUUGCGGAGGAUCUGUGGCCGAAUGCUAUCAAGUAUUUCACUUCUGCACAGGAGAUGGACGACGAGAACAUGUCUGAUAUGGAGUUCGAGGACGCAAGCGGUGGUGAGAGCGAAGAGGAGGUCGAUAUCAGAGGGCUUGUGGGGAAGGGUAAGAAGAGUGCCGAGAGCUCUCCGCCACCUAAGAAGCGAAGGACUUGA